AUGCGGGCGGUUCUAUUUCAGUUUUACACAAUAGAGACCGUAUUAAACCUGGUGCUCAUGUUCCUUCAAAUACGCGGCUUUCUAUCGCAACCCUUGGAAGCUUUAUCACUCCAGAGGCAAGUGGCUCACUAUUUCUUUUGUGGUUGCUUCUACGCUUUCACGGUGCUGAUCCUUUUCGCGAGCAUCAACAACUGCACGGCACACCCGUUGUCGCUGUGCGAAGAAAUCGUCCGCAGCGUGGUUGGCUUUCUGCUGUACGUAAGCAUUUCGCUGAAGACACUGCAGGUUGCGGACUCCAACAUAUUGCACGCCUAUGUUAAUGACGCCUUGGGUGUGGAGAAGCCAGUGCAUCCAUUAUUUACCUAUAUGCACUUUCAGGCCGUCUGUGCUCUAGCCAACGGCGUCACGUACCUGCUGCAUGCCACCAUUGUCGUCGAUGUACUCCUGUCCAACGAGAGAGGCGCCAGAAACCCAAACGAGGAUUCCGAUGAGUAUGAAGUUGGCGACUAUGUACCCGUCCGCGUUUAUUUCUUGAGCGAGUGGGUACAAACGAAACUGGAGCAAUACGAGUGGUUCCAGACCUUCACCCACAGUACUUUUUUCCAUAUAUAA
Messenger RNA from Drosophila hydei, 612 nucleotides. RefSeq lists its product as uncharacterized. The transcript has a single exon. Lineage: Eukaryota; Metazoa; Arthropoda; Insecta; Diptera; Drosophilidae. The record is from RefSeq and is a predicted model, not a curated record. The coding region runs from base 1 to 612 and encodes 203 amino acids.